This is a messenger RNA of Nymphaea colorata (pocket water lily), 548 nucleotides long. Its product is annotated as histone H4. The transcript has a single exon. Gene Ontology annotation, cellular component: nucleosome. The record is from RefSeq and is a predicted model, not a curated record. Gene Ontology annotation, biological process: nucleosome assembly. Gene Ontology annotation, molecular function: protein heterodimerization activity; DNA binding; structural constituent of chromatin. Bases 102 to 413 code for a protein of 103 amino acids. NCBI's taxonomy places the organism in Eukaryota, Viridiplantae, Streptophyta, Magnoliopsida, Nymphaeales, Nymphaeaceae.
UCGCUCCCAAUCCCAUUGUCCGCAUCAGCGAUUAGCUGGAUUGAUCUAUUUUCCCACCAAAUCCAGAUAAAGAGGAGAAAGGAAGAGCCGAUUCCGGGAAAAUGUCAGGGAGAGGCAAGGGAGGAAAGGGUCUCGGAAAGGGAGGCGCGAAGCGUCACAGGAAGGUCCUUCGGGAUAACAUUCAGGGCAUUACGAAGCCGGCCAUCCGGAGGCUUGCCCGCAGGGGAGGCGUCAAGCGCAUCAGUGGUCUCAUCUACGAGGAGACCAGGGGCGUUCUGAAGAUCUUCCUCGAAAACGUCAUCCGCGAUGCCGUCACCUACACCGAGCAUGCCCGUCGGAAGACGGUGACCGCCAUGGAUGUCGUCUACGCCCUCAAGCGUCAGGGCAGGACCCUCUAUGGCUUCGGCGGCUGAGAUGGUUCUUCAUUGUAUUUUUCUAUGGUUCUUUUUUGCCUUCAUCCGGUUCUGAUGGUUGUAUGCCUCUGAAAUGUACUAUUUAGAAGUGUUGGUUCCACACUAAUGUUAAUUUUAGGGUUUGAAUUUCGAGAA